CAACUCAGUAACUACAUAGUUACAUGUAUUAUUGACCCAGGGGAAGUUGAGCGGUAACGAAAGCGCUAAUUAUUAUGUGUGCAUUUCGGCAUACAUUGUCACGACUUUGCUUGACCAUUACAUAACAAAUAGAUGGGGUUUUUUUUGUUUGUUUGUUUGUUUUGGCGAAUUUACGGUGGCGGUGACACAUUGCGCAUGCGCAUUGCCUGUGGCCAGCUCGAGGUUUUGCUGCUUCAGAGAUCAGCAGCAGCUGCAGGAGCAGAGGAGCAGCGCUGGGAAGAGCGACACUCCGGCUCUUCUCCGUGGAUCAAAUGAGACAUUACACCAACUGUGAUUAGAGCUGGGCUUUUGCAUCCAUUACACGUCGAUUUUGUGACCGAGGAUUUGUAAAACAAGCGGCAGCCGCGCUCUGAAUCCGCAAUCUCCGAUGUAUUUUGGAUGAUCUCCCGCAGCCAGGUCCACGUAUUGAGAUGAUCUAUUUUUGUGAUGGCGAAGGGUCUGUUUCCACGGGCCUGGGUGAAGAAGUCAUUCUACUUUCAGGCUCGUAUCUCCUUUGUGCGGGUGAAGUACCUGUUCCUGACAUGGCUGACCGUGCUGGUGGGGAGCUGGGUGCUGUACGUGCAGUACUCCACCUACACAGAGCUGUGCAGAGGACACGAGUGCAAGAACGCCAUUUGUGAUAAAUACAGAAGGGGAAUCAUUGACGGCUCUGCCUGCAGCAGUCUGUGUGAUAAAGACACUCUGUACAUGAGCAGGUGUUUGUCCACACUCCCUAACAACCAGGUGUACACAGGAAGCUGGGGAGACCAUGACGGGAUAAUCCGCUGCAAACUGGGGGAGGUUCUGCACUACGAGCUGGGCGAGGAGCCGGAGCCGCGGAGAGAAGCCCCCGUCUUCGACAAGCCCACCAGAGGAACGUCUGUGGAGAAGUUCAGAGAAAUGGUCCUCAAUCACCUAAAGUCCAAGCUGGGAGAGCAGGCUAAUCUUGCCAGCCUGGUGAGCCAGAUCCUCUCUGUCGCCGAUGGCAACAAAGAUGGACAUGUGUCCCUGCCGGAAGCCCGUUCUACCUGGGCCCUGCUCCAGAUGGAUGAGGUGCUGCUGGGCCUGCUGCUCCAGGACCGAGGACACACACCUCGCCUGCUCGGCUACUGCGGGGACCUGUACAUGACGGAGCAAGUUCCCUACGGGCCUCUGUACGGCAUGUCCUUACCCUGGCCGCUGGUGUCCUGGGUGCCCAGCGGGGUGCAGCGCAGCCUGGACCAGUGGUUCACCCCUUCCUGGCCGCGCAAAGCCAAGAUCUCCAUGGGCCUGCUGGAGCUGGUGGAGGACAUCUUCCACGGCACUUACGGGAGCUUCCUCAUCUGCGACCUGAGCGCAGCACACUUUGGGUACACCGAUCGCCACGAGCUGAGACUCACUGACACACGAGCGGUCGUCCCUGAGGAUGAGUUCAGACGCAGCAUGCGGGCACUGAAGUGCGAGGCGGAUGCGGACUGUGUGUACGGCGUGGACUGCCGGGCGUCCUGCGACGUGGCAAAGAGACGGUGCAGGGAGGAUCCCAUCCAGCCCAACCUGGCCAAGGCCUGCAGUGCGCUGAAGGACUACCUUCUGCGCGGGGCGCCGUCUGAGCUGAGCGAGGAGCUGGAGAGGCAGCUGUACGCCUGUAUGGCCCUGAAGGGUAACGCUGGACAGAUGAACAUGGAGCACUCGCUCAUCCUCAACAACCUCAAGGCUCUGCUGUGGAGGCAGAUCUCACACACCAAGGACUCGUGAUGAGGGGAGGGUGAGGAUCUCUGACAUCUUCAUGCUAGUUGGUUAUCUUAAAGAAUGAACUGAAAAAAGCAUAAAGAGUAGCAAACUUGUUGAAGUAGCUUUUAUCAGCUCUAACACUUGUGAAGGUGACAGACUGAAGGAGACCCUACCUCCUCGAUCCUAAUCUCCUCCCUGCUCUUUUAAGUUUGGUCAUUCCUCUCAAAACCACAGGGAGCGGUACGUUUAUCUUUUACAUAGAAACAUUUUAUUACUAAAAUGAACCCAAUGAUUGCAGAUUGCAAAAGUCGCUCUUAAAGGUUACUGCAAGAAUAAAACAGACGAGAUUUCACUGUGCAUCUCCACAGCUGAGACAAAUUACUAUUUUUGACAUAAAAUCAUGCUGUUACUUAUGAGCUGACAUGGCUCGUCAAAGAAAUUUAUUCCGUCAAGGAACAUAAGGAUGUCAAAUUCAAAGUGAUUGUUGAACAAACCACCUGUACGAAGAGAAAUUUACUUGCACUGUUCAAGACUUUUGACAACAUGACGCUGUGCUGAAGUUUCGAACAAGACAAUGUGAUGGUAUUUUUAUUUCAGUAUUGUCUAUGGAUUGUGUCGUGACUAUGCUGUGCGUUUUACAUCUAAAACCCUUAUUGACAUUGACAAUGCUGCAUCAAUGACACAAGAAACAAUGAAUUACUAUGUAUAUUUCAUUUGGUUUGUGAAUGAUACUUAUAUUUCAUGCUAGAAGGAACAUUUGUAAUGUGUUAUGGUUUCACUUUUCUUUUGUCAUGGUGCCAUAAACAAAGAGAUCAUGCUGAAUUUUAUGAAUGUUUACCACUGGUGGUCUAAUUGCUCCUUGAUGAAUUUUACAAGGCCAUAGUUGAAUGCUGUUUCAAGAAAAAAAAAACACAUCUUUGAAGAAAUUGCUGACAAAACUGUGACUGCAUUGACCAAUCCAGAUCGUGAUGUGCACACUGAGAGCCCAACUCGUCAAACCACUCAAGAUGAAGGAUGCAUUUCAAAAACAAGACAUGAUCUGUGAAGCAUGUCAGUUCCAGAAAAAUGAUCAAACACAAACUUUUGGUCAGUGCUGCUGUUGAAGUUACAAUAUUGUAAAAAUGUUUACUUUUUGAAGUCAAAACCAGCAUGAUUUUGCACAAUAAAUCACUUACCACUUCA
Myripristis murdjan (pinecone soldierfish) is the source of this 2931-nucleotide messenger RNA. RefSeq names its product divergent protein kinase domain 1Aa (gene dipk1aa). The record is from RefSeq and is a predicted model, not a curated record. NCBI's taxonomy places the organism in Eukaryota, Metazoa, Chordata, Actinopteri, Holocentriformes, Holocentridae. Bases 487 to 1773 code for a protein of 428 amino acids. The transcript is spliced from 6 exons.